AUGCCCGCUCCUACCCAAGACGAGGCCGGCGGCUCGCAGCCGAUGUGCCGGCUCAGGGUGCAGAUCCUCUCGGCCCGGGGCCUGGCGGCAAAGGACCGCAACGGCAAGUCCGAUCCCUUUGUCGUCGUCAGCCUUCCCGGCACCGCCGAAAGCUCCCACCAGACCGCCGUCAAGCCAAAGACGCUCGACCCCGUGUGGAAGGACAGGGAGGCCACCUUUGAGUACGACGUCGUCCCGGAAUGGUUCGGCCCGCACCUCGAUACGGUCGCCGUCGACGGCGUCGACCCCGACGUUGUCCAGGCCAUCCUGGCCGACGCCGUGACGCCCGCAUCGUCCGCUGCCGCACAGGGCGCCGCCCCGAUUGCCAAGGGCGCAAGGCCCAGGUCGAUGCUCUCCUCGGCAUCGGCCCGCAAGAUCGGCGGAGCGGCGACCAAGAUCCUGUCUGCGCCCGUCAAGUUCGGAGCGGCCGGUGCCAAGGCCGUCGGCCGCGGCGUCCCCCGGCCCAUGAAGCUCCGCCGCAGGCUGAGCGGGCUCUCGACGCCGUCCCGAGCCGGCAGCGGCCAGGGCGCAGAGGCGCUCGUGGCGGCCGCCACCAUGCUCGCAGGCAAGCCACCGCGCGGCUCGAUCCAACUUGACGAGGCCAACGCCACCGUCAGCUCCCUCGAGUUUGUGCUGUGGGACAAGGACCGCUUCUCGGGCGACGACUACCUGGGCGAGUGCUCGCUCCUGGUGCGCGAGUGGUGCCCCAACGGCGAGGCCGACUGGGACAAGGUCAGCCCGAUCUGGCUACCCGUCGCAUCUUCGCGCCCGGACUCUGAAGCCACUGGCGAGGUCCAGGUCAAGAUCGGCUUCCUCGAGGUUACGAAGCAGGCUCGUCCCGCCGCCGCCGGCAGCGCGAGCUCUUCGUCGUCGUCGGAUCCGUACACCUGGUCGACAAAGGAAAUUUACCAGCGGCUCGCGCUGGCUUCGCUCGGCAGCGAGGCCUCGGCGGUCCGCGCCGUUCCCGCCUCUCAGUCUGUCGGCACCGCCGGCCCAACCGACGACUUCCUCGACGAUGGCCUCAGCAGCGACACUGACGACGAUGACGACGAUGACGAUGAAGACGACGACGACGGCUCGACGAGCGUGUCCGGCUCCGAGGGCGAUGACGACGACGAAGAUGGCACCUCGCUCUCGGACACCGACGACGAGGCCAUGUACAACGAGCACUACUCGUCAAUCGCGGGCGUCCCGGACGGUGCUGGCGCGACGACGCCGUCGUCGGAGCAAGCCGCUGCGGCAGCUGCUGCUGUGCCGCCACCGCAGCAGGGCGGCCGCUAUCGCCGCAUCUUUUCGCGGCGCAAGACGGGCGAGCUGUCAAAGGCCUCGUCGGGCGCAUCAACCCCGAGCCUGUCCGGAUCCGGGGCGCCCAGCUCGAUGACGACGCCCGCCGGCGAAGGGGCGGUCGAAGGUGGUCUGACGGGCGACAGCGGCGAGAAGCGCCGCCGCAAGAUCCGGGGCGUCAAGGGUGUCAAGGGCGUCGGGCGGAGGAGGCGCAAGACGAGCCAGAACCUCUCGACCGCCGCCGACGCUGGCGAGGCCAAGGGCCGCCGGAAGCGAAGGCGGGCCCGCGACGACCGCAAGAAGCGCGACUACUCGUUCAAGGCCGAGAUGGGCAUGGACAUCAUCGGCAUCGUCAUGAUGGAGGUCAAGAAGGCGUCGGACUUGCCGAGGUGGAAGAACAUGACCCACACGUCGUUCGACAUGGACCCGUUCACCAUCGUCAGCUUUGGCCAGAAGGUGUUCCGCACCAAGGUGGCACGGCACACCCUCAACCCGGUGUGGAACGAGAAGCUCCUCUUCCACGUCCGCCGCCACGAGACCAACUUCCAGACAAAGUUCCAGAUUUAUGACUGGGACAAGAUGUCGUCCAACGACUACGUCGGCGGCGCGUCGAUCGACGUGGCCGAGCUGAUUGAGCUGGCGCCCAAGCCGAAUCCGGCCACGGGCCUCUACGAUGCCGGCGAGGACGGCCUGCACAGCAUGAAGGAGUUCCACCUGCCGCUGACCCGGCUGGAGAGGGACGAGGACGUCAAGUUCAAGGGCACCAAGAAGAACCCUAGCCUGCUGGUCGAGGCCAAGUUCACGCCGUACGACGCGCUGCGCCAGCGCUUCUGGCGCCAGCUGGCGCUGCAGUACGACACCAACGACAGCAACACGCUGUCGCUGCUCGAGCUGACGAGCAUGCUCGACAGCCUCGGCAGCACGCUGACGACGGCGACCGUCGAGGGCUUUUUCCACGCCAACGGCAAGAGCCCCGACGACGACGAGCUGACGUUUGACGAGGUCAUCCGCGCGCUCGAGGACGAGAUCCGCAAGCCGUGGGUCCAGAAGCGGCGCAUCGCCGAGGGCGGCCUCGAGAGCGGCGCCCAGACGCCCGGGUCGCUCGGCUACGUCGCCAACAUCGGCGCAGAAAACAACCGCGACCUCGACAUGACCGGAGCCAACGCCGCCGUCGCCGGCGGAAACGAGACGGUGGAGCGCGACGGCUACUUUACCAAGGCCGACAGCGAGGUUCGGGCUCCCGUACCUCCUAGCGCACAGUCGGCCGUCGUCGGCCUCGCGUCGGAGCCCACCAGCAAGCCGAUCCCGGACCUGGCGCCCCCUCGCAGCAGCGAUCAGCAAAGCGGCGGUGCCGGACAGAUCCAGCGCGACAUGUCGGGCCUUUCGCUGACAUCUCAGACGUCGUCGGCGUCGUCGUCGUCGGCGUCGGCGGCGCCUGCAGGGGUGCGCCUGACCAAGCCGCGCCCGGCGUCAUCGUCGUCGAGCUCGGACCCGGCGACGCCGUCUCCGCCGGCGCUCAAGGUCGAGGGCACCCCCGUCAACGACGACGACGCGAGCUCGUCGGUCGAGCGCGUGAUCCGCCUCAAGUCGUGUCCGCUGUGCCACAUGCCGCGGCUAUCGAAGAAGGGCGAGGUCGACAUUGUCACGCACCUGGCCGUGUGCGCGUCGCAGGACUGGCGCCGCGUCGACAGCCUGGCCGUGACCAACUUUGUCACUGCCAACCAGGCUCACCGCAAGUGGUACACCAAGGUGGUCAACAAGAUCAGCCAGGGCAACUACUCGCUCGGCGCCAACAGCGCCAACAUCAUUGUCCAGGACCGCCAGAGCGGCGAGCUGAUGGAGGAAAAGAUGCAGGUCUACGUGCGGCUGGGCAUCCGCCUGCUGUACAAGGGCGCGCGGUCGCGCAUGGAGGGCGCGCGGAUCAAGAAGAUGCUGAAGAACAUGAGCGUCAAGCAGGGCAUCAAGUUUGACAGCCCCAGCAGCGCGCGCGAGAUUGCGCCCUUCAUCGCCUUCCACAACCUCGACCUCGACGAGGUGCGCGACCCCCUGGACAGCUUCAAGACGUUCAACGAGUUCUUCUACCGCAAGCUCAAGCCCGACGCCCGGCCCAACUCGGAGCCCGGCAACGCGCGCCGGCUCGUCAGCGGCGCAGACUGCCGCAUGAUGGCGUUUGAGAGCGUCCAGGAGGCGACGCGCAUCUGGAUCAAGGGGCGCGAUUUCACCGUGGGCCGGCUGCUCGGCGAUGCCGCCAAGGACGAGCCGCGACUCGACGCCUACCAGAACGGCGGCUCGGUGGCCAUCUUCCGCCUGGCGCCGCAGGACUACCACCGCUUCCACUGCCCCGCCGACGCCACCGUGGGCAAGGUGACGUGGAUCGAGGGCCAGUACUACACCGUCAACCCCAUGGCCAUCCGCUCGGCCAUCGACGUCUACGGCGAAAACGUGCGCGCCGUCGUCCCGCUCCACUCGGCCGAGUUCGGCACCAUCUACGCCGUCUGCAUCGGCGCCAUGAUGGUCGGCAGCACGGUGCUCACCGUCAGCGAGGGCGACCGCGUCCAGCGCGGCCAGGAGUUUGGCUACUUCAAGUUUGGCGGGUCGACGAUUGUCCUCGUCUUUGAGAGCGGCCGCAUGGUCUUCGACGACGACAUCCUCGACAAUUCGCGCGCCGCCAUCGAGACCCUCGUCCGCGUCGGGAUGGGCAUCGGCCGCGCCGUCGACGAGCGGAGCAGCCCUGGACCUUGA
Molecule: messenger RNA, 4065 nt
Organism: Pseudozyma flocculosa PF-1
Lineage: Eukaryota; Fungi; Basidiomycota; Ustilaginomycetes; Ustilaginales; Ustilaginaceae
Exons: 2
Coding region: 1-4065 (1354 amino acids)
Biological process (GO): phospholipid biosynthetic process
Molecular function (GO): phosphatidylserine decarboxylase activity
Source: RefSeq, a predicted model, not a curated record